AUGUGGCCGGGCCUCGAGGCGUUGCCAUGGCGCUGGGCGGGCGGCGCGGCCCUGGGGCUCGGGCUGGCGCUGGAGGCGCUGGCGCUGCUGGUGCGCGGGUGGCGGCGGCGGCGCCGGGCCCCGCGGCGCGAGGUGCUCUUCUUCCCGUCGCCGGUCACCUGCACCGCGGCGCUGCUGGGCGAGCCGGGCCCCGCGCCCUGCCUCUGCCCGCUGCCGCACGGCGACAGCCCGCUCGCCCGCCUGCUGCGCCGCCUGCUCUCGGCGCGCCGCUCCCUGGAGCUCUGCCUCUUCGCCUUCUCCAGCCCGCAGCUGGGCCGCGCCGUGCAGCUGCUGCACCGCCGGGGCGUGCGCGUGCGCCUCGUCACCGACUCCGACUACAUGGUGCUCACCGGCUCGCAGAUCGGCCGCCUGCGGCAGGCGGGGAUUCAGGUGCGUCACGACCAGGAGAGUGGCUACAUGCAUCACAAAUUUGCUAUUGUAGACAAAAAGGUGCUCAUCACUGGUUCCCUCAACUGGACCACUCAAGCUAUCCAGAACAACCGUGAGAACGUGCUGAUUGUGGAGGAUGCGGAGUAUGUGGAGCCAUUCCUGGCAGAGUUUGAAAGGAUUUGGGAAGAGUACAAUCCAGCUAAUUACACAUUUUUCCCCACUGAAAAGGAACAGAAAUGACAGCAGCUUUUUGGAGCUGGAAGGGUCCUUACAAAGACACUUGCUAGAAAAAUGCUAUUUGUCAUUUAAUUUUGUUAUAGCUACAAAGACUAUAGCAUCAUACAAGGGUGAAGAGUUCUGUACUUUUCAGUGAAAACCUCACUGUACUAAAUGAAAGUGCAUCACUCUAAACUCCUUGGUAAGUGGUUGUGUAGUAGAAGGGCCAGCUGUAGUGCUGGAGCUCAAAAGAUAAUGGCCACUGCCGUGCACUGGAAGAAGGCAAAGUUUGGAAAUUUGAAGAGUACUGGAUAUUUUGACAGUGAAACAGCCACUUACUGGUUACCCCUAGUGACAUUACAGAAUGAUAUACUAUUUCUGGUAUGGCUGAUCCUUGCUGGGAAACUACUUGUUUAUUUCAUGCAUGGCAGUAUGAGAGUGCAAAUCUUCCUCGUCACUAGUUCUAAAAGAAUUGGGUAAGGGGGCUCUGCUCAAAGCUAUAAUUCACACAUGGACUGAACUGGGUAUGUUACUUUAUUAGGAGUGGAAAGUGUAUUAGACAUUUAACCUUUAAAAUACGUAAGACAAGGUUUGUUAUGGAAAACUUGAUUGAGAAGUCAGGAAUUUUAACAUUUAUUUUGAAUGUUGAUUAGCCUCCCUCUAGUCUGUUCACUUUCUCAGUAGCUGCAGCAUAAUAGAAUCCUAGAAAAAGUGCCCUGGUGGGGCCGGAGAGUAGAUAUGGCAAUCUGCAGAAAAACAAGUCCAGGCUGGCCAUCGUAACAGCCCAGUAGUGUGAGAGAAAUACUUGGAGUGCAAAGUGUUGAGAAACUGACUGUAGCGGAGUUGCUGCCUCUCAGGGAAAGGAGCUGCAAAAGGAAACCCCAGUGCACGUAUGGGACAGGCUACUUGCUCUGUUCCUAUACAAGAAAAGCAGCGUAACCCCAUCCAUAUCAAUUGCCCAAUGUGGCUUGGCACUAGAGAAUAUAGGACACCACUAUUCCCAUUUUAAUCUUUGGGAUAGAUUGGCAGUUUUCUAGCUGGGGCAAGUUCUCCCCUGUGCAAGCCUCCCCCGCAUUUUCUUGCGGAUACUAGGUGUCGUCAUGUCCCUGUAGGCUUUUAAAAUCAUCUGCCUCCCUCCUCCAUUUAUGGUGGCAGUCUCCUAAAUGAAAUUCAGAGGUCAGGGUAGAUUCUUGACUUCCUGAAAACAAAGCCAUUUCAUGUCUAGCGGAAAGCAGGUUACGGCUCUUGAAGAUGCUGUGUGACAGGCAACAGAAGCUGUUAUGCCUAUGCAGGUGUACGCUCUCCCCUGCUUAAUGUACCUGAUUCUUCCCUCAGGUUAAGAGGCUAGUUCAGUUUCCAUACUCAUUACAUCCUUGGCUCUUAAUGAGAGCUCUUGUGGUGUUGACAUAGAAUAAGAACGGAACACACCGAUUUGUUUUAGACAUAUCAGCCUAUACACUUGAAACAGGGAGCUGGAAUGUAAGAGGGUUCAUGUCCUUAUGCCACAGUGCUAUAAUGAGGGUUUGAUUGUAAAACUAACUGCAGCGUAAAGUUUGUAAAGCAUCAAAUCUUGCAGUCCCAGUAACAGCCUUUGUCACAUACAGUUCAAGCUGUGGUGUUUGACUCGUUCUUGGUUGUAAAAGACCGUUUCCCUCUUUUCUUCUUGGCUCUUCAAGUUACUGUGGCUAUUUUUAUGUCUCACAGUUAACUGUUAUUCCACACUUACCACACUUCAGUUUAGAUUGGGCUUCAGAGCUUUACUACUGUACCAGUAAUUAACAGAAAAUAACAUUCAGAAUAGAGCUUAAGAGCUGUGGUAUUGUCAGCAAAUAUAAUUAGAUAUUCUGAAUAUUCUGGGAAAUUAACCUUCCCCUCAUACUUUAGGGUAGGUUAAAUUUGGGGCACAAAGUGAGUGAAUUUUGAUACAGACUCUUACAAGUUCAUGGGAUGUCUGUUUCCCCAUGUCUGGUUAAAAACGCCUUAAUCUUUGUAAAAAUAGGUGAAGUACUGGAAGCCUCUACGGCUAAAAGUCCCACUAGUAUGUUCCCAAUGUCCUGUUAUAAGUAUAGUGAUUAACACUAUUAAGAACACCACAAAAUCCUCAUUUGCCACUUAUGGUAAGCCUUAGGCCAGAGGCCCCAACCAGUAAAAGCAAAAAGAGAUUAGUCUACCCCAGGGAUCGCAACCUUUGGCACACGUCCCGCCAGGGUAAGCACGCUGGUGGGCCGGGCCGGUUUGUUUACCUGCUGCGUCCGCAGGUUCGGCUGAUCAUGGCGCCCACUGGCCACGGUUCGCUGCUCCAGGCCAAUGGGGGCUGCGGGAAGGGCGGCCAGCACAUCCCUCGGCCCACGUCGCUUCCCGCAGCCCCCAUUGGCUUGGAGUAGCGAACUGCGGCC
Malaclemys terrapin pileata is the source of this 3041-nucleotide messenger RNA. It is a transcript of the gene PLD6, whose product is annotated as phospholipase D family member 6. Gene Ontology annotation, molecular function: RNA endonuclease activity producing 5'-phosphomonoesters, hydrolytic mechanism. The coding region runs from base 1 to 669 and encodes 222 amino acids. Gene Ontology annotation, cellular component: mitochondrion. Gene Ontology annotation, biological process: piRNA processing. The transcript is spliced from 2 exons. The record is from RefSeq and is a predicted model, not a curated record. Lineage: Eukaryota; Metazoa; Chordata; Testudines; Emydidae.